Salvelinus fontinalis (brook trout) is the source of this 6245-nucleotide messenger RNA. RefSeq names its product zinc finger protein 566-like. Gene Ontology annotation, molecular function: RNA polymerase II cis-regulatory region sequence-specific DNA binding; DNA-binding transcription factor activity. NCBI's taxonomy places the organism in Eukaryota, Metazoa, Chordata, Actinopteri, Salmoniformes, Salmonidae. Gene Ontology annotation, biological process: regulation of transcription by RNA polymerase II. The record is from RefSeq and is a predicted model, not a curated record. Bases 244 to 2109 code for a protein of 621 amino acids. The transcript is spliced from 6 exons.
UUAGCCACACCCUUUGAACUAUGACGCCAAUCAUCCAUGUAAACGGAAGUAAACGACCAAAACUAUUUUCACGUUAGCGUUUUUAUAUAGACGUUUAUUAACACCAUGGAACUAAGAUUAUGACUAAUUUAACUGCACAGCAUCACAUAAUUACCCCACGUAGUAUUUAAUUCGCGUUGGAUACCAGUCUUGGUUGAUAUACGUUAUCUAGGUAAUGCUAGUUAUCUGCUAACGUUAGCUACAAUGGCUAACUGUAUGGUUUUUCACACUCAAAUAGCCUCCAUUAUGGAGGUGCUAGCGAAUGCAGCCGUGGCAGAGAUCUGUAAACUCGUAGACGACGAUUAUGCAGUGUUUCGAUUGGAAAUCACUCAAAGCCAGAAAGAAAACAGGGGAUUGCGGAGGAAACUACAACUACUGGAACUGAAGGUGGCACGAGAGCGCGUCGUUGCCAGUCGUCCCAGUAGUGUCAAGAUCCUCGACCGAUACAGAGGAAUGGCAAGAGGUGAAGGACAUCUCACUGGAGGCCACAAGAGCUUUGUGAAGCCAGCAGGACCCAAUACAUGGGGAGAUGACCAACCAAUCACUGUUGAUGAGGAGAGUGGAACCACAACCCAGCACAUUAUUGUGAUAGAGUCUACAGAUGCAGAGGCUGCAGGUCCUGGGGUUAAGCAGGAGAGGUCUGAAGGAGAGGAUGACCUACGGCACAGCAGAGACAUCCAGACUGGAGAGGCGGCUGUAGCCACGGAGGACACCACCACUGCCCCAGCACAGCCCAGGACCCGGUGCAGUAUCACGGAGGAGGGUCCAGGGGUGCUGCUGGGGAAGGAGGAGGGUUGUGAGAAGGGUCUGGGGAACUUUGAGGGGACCAUGGUCAUGGAGGACAACCAGACAACACCACCUCCUGAACCCACAGAGGAAACAGCUGAGCAACACAGGACCACACACAGUCUAACUGAGUCAGUAGACAUGGAGGAUGGGAAGCCUGAUCUGCUGCUGGUCAAAGAGGAGACGAUAGAAGACGAACCAGAGAGCAUUGAUCUGUUGAGUGGACUAAAGAUGGGGGAGCAAGGUGGUUGGCUGGAGGCUAACAGAGGAGACUGGGUGGCCAUUUUGGAAUCCCAGACCCAGACUGGUGCAGCCAAGGGCCCAGUGAACAACAUCACAGAGCAGGCCUGGACCAGAGGUGACAUAGUGGAGGUCAGGGGAUGGGACAGCAUCCUCAACUCUGGGCUGGGGAAUAACACUGGUAACUACAACCAGAAACAGACAGUCGAACCCAAAACAACAUCUGAACAUAAUCUCCAUGACAACAGACUGGCUGAGACCAGGGCGAGGCGUAGAUUUGGUCUGCGGGGACAGGAAAGUGAACAUAUGCGGCGGGAGAGUACAGACUUGGCUUACGAUGCUCCGUCCUGCUCCUAUAAUUGUGAUUCAGAGACAUUGGUAGCGCCUCAGGUUAACCCCCUAACAGGUGCUUCCUUCAGUCUGCCUUCUAUAGGAUCUAUCAACUGUAAUAUGGACCCUGCGAUGACACUCCCUGGCCUUCGUUCUCCUCACACUCACCUUAUGUUAAACCAGACCUCAGACAGUGCCAGUGCCUCAUCACUAAAUAGCUACACAAGCCCAUUGACAAAUGACAGUAGUGGAGACAGAAUCAGUAAAGGUGGUGGCGUCAAAGAGAAGCGCUUCCCGUGUUCGUUUUGUGGGAAAGCCUUCAGUUUUCCCCAACAGGUGGAGAUUCACCAGAGGGUGCACACGGGGGAGAAACAAUUCAGCUGCCACCUGUGCCGGGCCAGUUUCUCUCACUCCUUCAGCCUGAAGAGGCACCUGAGAGUCCACACAGGGGUGAAACCCUUCAGCUGUACCCAGUGUCACAUGCGCUUCGCCCAGGCUGGUCACCUGAAGAGGCACCAGAGGGUCCACACAGGGGAGAAACCAUACAGCUGCCCCCAGUGUGAGAAGAGGUUCUCCCGCCAGGACCAGCUGAAGAUGCACCUGAAGGUCCACACGGGAGAGAGACCAUUCGCCAGUACGCACUGCGGGAAGAGGUUAUCAGAGAGGAGCAACCUCAGGAUGCACCAGCAGAAAAAACUUUCCACUCUAACAUAAAAAGUAACCAUUCCCCUGGAUAGCUUCUGACAUUUAGAUCAAACCCAGCAUUAAAGACAAAUAUACAUUUUCAUUGUUGUCAGCAGAAAAGACCCACAGAUUUCAGUGUUGAAUAUUCCUGGGUAGAAUAUUUCAUCCAGACAUUGUGUGACAUAUAUGGCUAAAGUCUAAAAAGUAUGUUAUAUAUUGAGAGUUUAGGACUAUAAGGUUCUAUCUGCAAAAAGAUGGUUCUGAGAUAAUUGGCUUUACAUUUCUGAACCCUCAUUGGUUUGAAUGGUGUCAUCUAUUUUUAUCUUGUAUUCUUUUUAACUAAACAACGAAUUGGGUUAUUAAGUGUACUAAAUAGGUAGAGAACAUUGAACAGAACAAUGCUAUAUCAAUAACACAAUUUUUAAGAAACAUUCAGAUCGAACCAAAGCUCGCAAUUUUGUUUGUAUCAGGGGCAAAUCUGGUGCUUUUAGAUAGAAUGCAAGCUAUAUUAGAUCAAAUCCAGACAGGAACUUUUUUUAGGGCAGGUGACCCACAUUACAAGUUCGAUAAGAUUGACAGACAUAGUAAUAAAAAAGCCAUAUUUAGGGAGCCUCCAAAGAGGGUGGAAUAUCAAAUCAAAUCAAAUGUUAUUUGUCACAUACACAUGGUUAGCAGAUGUUAAUGCGAGUGUAGCAAAAUGCUUGUGCUUCUAGUUCCGACAAUGCAGUAAUAACCAACGAGUAAUCUAACCUAACAAUUUCACAACAGUUACCUUAUACACACAAGUGUAAAGGGAUGAAGAAUAUGUACAUAAAUAUAUGAAUUAGUGAUGGUACAGAACGGCAUAGGCAAGAUGCAGUAGAUGGUAUCGAGUACAGUAUAGGCAUAUGAGAUGAGUAAUGUAGGGUAUGUAAACAUUAUAUUAAGUUGCAUUGUUUAAAGUGGCUAGUGAUUACAUUUUUUACAUGUAUGGCAGCAGCCACUCAAUGUUAGUGGUGGCUGUUUAACAGUCUAAUAGCCUUGAGAUAGAAGCUGUCUCUUGGUCCCUGUUUGAUGCACCUGUACUGACCUCGCCUUCUGGAAGAUAGUGGGGUGAACAGGCAGUGGCUCGGGUGGUUGGAAUAUGUCAUCGCUACAAAUAAUUUACAGGACACCUAGAGAUUACUAUUCCCAACUAUUCCCAAGACUUACUUUUUUUCUCUCAAAGUAAGAAAAACGUUCAAGAAUUUACAAUUUUUAUUCACAAAAAUGCACGAAAUAGUGAUGUCGGAUCGUUGUCCGGUAUCAUGCCUAAUUACACCAACAGAAAAUACACUUAGCGACAGAAUCUGUAGAAUGAACAGAGUGCAUCUUCUGGACCCGGAAUGUAUUAAAUACCUAAAUGAAACCAUUACAAAUUUAGAAAUAGCAGACAAAGAAAAGCCAACCCCCAAUAUAAUUUGGGAUGCCUUUAAGGCAUACAUUAGGGGCAUACAUUUUUUUUUUCCUCAUUUAAUUUCUAUCUUAGAAAAAGCCCAUAAAAGUCUUUACAAGGAACACAAGAAAGACAUUUCUGAACUUAAUUAGGAAUACGAUCUUUUACUUUUGAAGAGAGCUAACAACUACAGGUUAAACUCAAAUAAAGCAUACUACUUAGUUACCAAUUUUAUUUGCCAUUAUCUGGCAGCUCUCACAAAACACUACAUUCAUGUGGUAAUUAGAAACAGUGUGAUUAAUGACAAUUUUAAAAGCUUCUAUGAAAAUGUAUAUAAAUCAGAAUUAAACAACAGUUGGACGGAUCCUAUAGCCUUAGACUCAAGAACCCUGAAGCAAUUAUCAGCAGUCAAAACAAUCACUAAAAACAGAUCACCCAAAAAUAAAUAUUGGAUACUAUUAAAACAUUAGCAUGGAGAAAAGCUCAAUUUUAGGGCAAAAUACACCUAUUUACACAAAUGACAACACUCGUCACUCAGUACGUCCUAGUUCCAUGUAUCAAACUGUUAUUUCAGUUAUAUUAAAACCAGGAAAAUCUGGAGAGUCCCCUGCUGAUUAUAGACCCAAAAGUUCAAUAAAUUGUGACAAUACAAUAAUAGCAAAUGCUUAUAAGCAUUAGCAUGGCAAAAGUCUUACCAGACUUGAUACAUCAAACAAACAGGGUUUAUUGAAAAUAGACAAAAUACAAGGACAUGUUUAAUACAAUACGCAAAAAAACGAGAUCAAGAUUUAGCAAUAAUGGCUGUUGAUGCCGAAAAGGCUUUCGACCGUCUUAAAUGGCAUAUUCUAUUCAAAACUUUGGAAGCUUUCAAUUUUCCAGCUGAAAUAAUACAUUUAAAUAAAAAAUUAUACAUUACCUGAUGAAAUUGCUUUAAAAAGGGCACAAUACAGGGAUGUCCUCUCUCCCCCAUCCUGUUGAUGGAAUUAAAAAGAAACUUAAGUUACAUAUCACAAUAAUGUUUGGGAUAUCAGAGAAACCUUGAGGGAAUCUUAUUUGAGUCAGUAAAGGGUGUUCAUAUGAUAAGAUAAGAUAUACAAAACCUUGCAGAAUGUUUGGGAUAUCAGAGAAACCUUGAGGGAAUCUUAUUUGAGUCCGUAAAGGGUGUUCAUAUGAUAAGAUAAGAUAUACAAAACCUUGCAGAGAGCAUAUCCACCUGACAAUCUUAGAAACAAAUAUAAACUAUUGAAACCAAAACUUAAAAAGAACUGAUGUUGGCACAAGAUGGAGGGAAUGUUGGUGCAUAACUAAUGAAAUUACAGUUAACAAAUGUACACUUAAUCCAGAAUAAACUAAUCAAUAAAAUGUAUUAUGCAAGAGACAAAAUUCACAAAUGACUCAAUAAUCCAUGCUUUCUGGACAUGCUAUGACAUCCAAAAGUUAUGGGCUGAGUUAGAAAUUGUGUUAGCUGUGCUAACAUAAUUGCAAAAGGAUUUUCUAAUGAUAAUUUCAAUUAUGCUAACAUAAUUGCAAAAGGGUUUUCUAAUGAUCAAUUAACCUUUUUAAAAUGAUAAACUUGGAUUAGCUAACAACGUGCCAUUGGAACACAGGAGUGAUGGUUGCUAAUAAUGGGCCUCUGUACGGUAAUUGAGAUAUUCCAUAAAACAUCUGACGUUUCAAGCUACAAUAGUUAUUCACAACAUUAACAAUGCAUUUAUGAUCAAUCUGAUGUUAUUUUAAUGGACAAAAAUGUGCUUUUCUUUCAAUAACAAGGACAUUUCUAAGUGACCCCAAACUUUUGAACGGUAGUGUAUAUUAUGGGGUAUUGUGUGUAGAUCAGUGACAAAAAUCUGUAAAUUUAGUCAAUUUUAAAUUCGGGUUGUAACACAACAACAUUUGGAAAAAGUCAAUGGGUGUAGUUGAAUACUUUCUGAAGGCACUGUAGGUUUGAUUGAUUUCAAAUUCAUGAAUGAAGAAAAAAAUAAUAGCCAGGUGCAUCACUAUUCCCAUUGAAGAUCUAUUACUGUAUGUAGGCUAUAUGUAUUUCUCCCUUACCUUGCUCCCCCAUCUUUAGUCCACUCAGCAGAUCAACGCUCUCUGGUCCGUCUUCUAUUGCCUCCUCUUGGACUAGCAGCAGAUCAGACGUCCCAUCCUCCAUGUCUACUGAUAGUAAGACAUACAGAGUGAGAGGAUGUUGGAUUAAGAAAUCUGAUAUGAGCACCCUGCUAUGGAGCAUCUUCUGAUUGGGCAAUCAGGGAUUGCUACGAGUACUAUGCAAACAUGUUAGAUGAUUUGAUUACUUGACACUCUUUAACGGUGUGAUAAUUAGGGCUGUGGUGGUGACUAAAUUUCGUCAGCCGGUGAUUAUCAAGCACAUAACUGUCUGUCUCACGGUAAUUAACAUAAACACAUUUAGCAUCUCCUGGCUUCCACACAAGCCACUGAUGCAGACCUUUGGAACAUCUACAUUUUAAAAAGGCUAAAUCCAUGUAAUAUAGCUUACACCUUCACAAUAAAUCCAUUAUUUAUUUUAGACAGGUCUAAAGAAACAUGAUAUGAAGGAAAUGUAGUCUAUUUCAAAGAACAGAAUAGCAUGUCCUUAUGUUAGGUCCUGAAAUAGAAAGGAUAUUUUCUCCAAACAAUUUGCACUAUUAUGUGUUGAGCGGUUAACAAAGAAAUAGUUCCUCUAUGCUUCAUUUAGCGUUAUUAGUGUAACUUUAGUUGUCUACAAACGUUGGGCUAUAUACACUGCUCA